Molecule: messenger RNA, 741 nt
Organism: Gamsiella multidivaricata
Lineage: Eukaryota; Fungi; Mortierellomycota; Mortierellomycetes; Mortierellales; Mortierellaceae
Exons: 2
Coding region: 1-741 (246 amino acids)
Source: RefSeq, a predicted model, not a curated record
AUGUACGACGACAAGUCCUCGUUUAACGACCCCGACUUUCAACAAUUCUUUCUCGCUUUACGUCGGCGAGAGAUCAAGCACACCAAGGAACUGAACAUCGACAUCAAGCCCGUAGUCGACUAUUUUCGUCAGCAAGGAGAGAACGAGAGCCUCAGCACGGUGGUUCUUACUCAAAAGUUAUGUUGGCUCCUUGGUACAUGUGGUUUCCUACGCCCCAACGACAUUAUGUGCAUCGACUUGUCCAAUGAUAAGUUCCAUUUAGACCGGAUCACGGCUGUCCUCCCUAUUUUGAUCCCAAAGGAGACACGAGGUGGUAAUGUGGUUAACCGUAUCUGCAGAUAUACCACAGUCAAGAGUCACGACGAUACUCUCUUGUGCCCAGUCAAGACCCUCACCGAAUACCUCCGACGCAUUCAAGGACAUGACAUUGAUGUUCCUCAUCCCAAAGACGCGUCGAUACGAUAUCGCCCCCUCCUGCGCGAUGUCCGGGAUCCUAGCCGACAUGUCGGAGCUGAGCGCAUCAGUAACCACAUCGCUUUCAUUAGUCGUAAGCUUAAUCUGCCAAAGGAUGCCAAGUUACCCAAGGCCCGUGCCAUCGGAUCUACGGCUGCGAUCAAACAAGGUGCUCGCGUGGAUGAUGUUGUUGUCCAUGGAAAUUGGUCCUCAUCCGUACUCUUCGACAAGUUUUAUCGACUGAAUGCAGCUACCGCGACCAAUUUCACAUCGAUGGUUCUUUCAUAA